AUGUCGCUGUCGCCCCACUCUAAGAUGAACAAGAACGUAUCUGGCGUGCCGCUGAUGACAAAAACCCUUCACUUGAUGUGGGGCCUAAUGGUCAUCCUCUAUUCACCUCGACGCCUUCCCUCUCCCACCUCUCCCGCAACGAUGUCUGCACCUACUUCAAGCGCACUUUUGAAAUUUUUUGAGGUCCCCAUAGGUUGGAAGUUCUUUGGUAAUUUAAUGGAUGCUGGAUUAUGUUCAGUAUGUGGUGAAGAAAGUUUUGGGACUGGUUUUGAUCAUAUUCAUGAGAAAGAUGGAAUUUGGGCAGUUUUGGCAUGA
This is a messenger RNA of Sphenostylis stenocarpa, 315 nucleotides long. Lineage: Eukaryota; Viridiplantae; Streptophyta; Magnoliopsida; Fabales; Fabaceae. The record is from the annotation of a GenBank genome assembly.